AUGACCUCCGCGAAACCACCUGCUAGGGCGGGUCAUCGCGACGAACCGCGUAUAAACGGGCGUCUCGCGAUUCAGUCCUCAUCCACUGUCUACCCAGUGAACCCAAUCGUCAUGCCACCAAAGCCAUCAGCCAAGGGAGCGAAGAAGGCCGCGAAGACGCAGAAGGCGAGCCGCAGCGGAGACAAGAAGAAGAGGAGCAAACGCAAGGAGAGCUACUCGGUCUACAUCUACCGCGUGCUCAAGCAGGUGCACCCCGACACCGGCGUGUCGUCGAAGGCGAUGUCGAUCAUGAACUCGUUCGUCAACGACGUCUUCGAGCGCAUCGCUGUCGAGGCGUCGAAGCUCGCCCACUACAACAAGCGCUCGACGAUCUCGUCCCGCGAAAUCCAGACCGCCGUCCGCCUGAUCCUCCCCGGCGAGCUCGCCAAGCACGCCGUCUCCGAGGGCACCAAGGCCGUCACCAAGUACACCUCCAGCAAGUAA
This is a messenger RNA of Cylicocyclus nassatus, 483 nucleotides long. The record is from the annotation of a GenBank genome assembly. Lineage: Eukaryota; Metazoa; Nematoda; Chromadorea; Rhabditida; Strongylidae.